This is a messenger RNA of Hydatigera taeniaeformis, 786 nucleotides long. The record is from the annotation of a GenBank genome assembly. NCBI's taxonomy places the organism in Eukaryota, Metazoa, Platyhelminthes, Cestoda, Cyclophyllidea, Taeniidae.
AUGGAGGAUCUUGUGCGCAAGUUUCAAUGUCUUUCUCAGGAAUGGAACAAAAAAAACCAUGAUUUAGCUGUUUGUCAGGAAAAGUUGGAAAAUUUGACGCUUGAUCUGACUCAAUUUUGUUAUAUGCCUAAUCGUGAAACUUUCGCAUCUAAAAGGGAGCUCCUCAUUGCGCGUGACACGCUGGAAAUCGGCGCUAUUUUAUCUCUUGAAAAACGUGAUAUGGCUGCCUUUGAACGCUACAUGUCGCAAUUGAAAUGCUAUUACUGUGAUUACAAGGUUAAUUUGCCUGAUUCGCCCUACAAGUAUGAAUUGUUCGGAUUAAAUUUGCUACGCUUACUUGCACAGGGGAGAUUGGCUGAGUUCCAUACAGAGGUUGAGCGUUUAUCAUCGGAAGAAAUUAACAUGAACGCUUACAUCAAGCAUCCACUCUCAAUGGAGCAAUAUUUGAUGGAGGGUAGCUUUCACAAGGUGUUUCUAUCCAAAGGAAAUGUCCCAUCGGAGCGCUACAACUACUUUAUUGACAUCCUUCUGGAUGCUACUAGAGAUGAAGUAGCUUCUUGUAUAGAAGCAGCCUAUGAGGAGCUGUCUGUUGAAGAAGCGGCUAAGGCUCUAUUUUUCACCAAACCAGAACAAAUGAAAGCCUAUGCAAAACAGCGUCAUUGGACCCAAGUUAACGGCAGGUACAUCUUUGCGAAGUCAAAUAAGCAGACUGAAAAUGCACUACCCGCUACUGACCUGGCGAAAAUUCUUCUUUACUAUACUCACGAACUAGAACAAAUAAUAUAG